UUUAAUCCCCUCCUUAGUCCUUUCAUACACACACACACGCACACACACAUAUAUAUACAUAUAUAUUAACAUCCCUCUCUCCUAACCCUUACUCCAACAUUCCCUAAAAUCCUCCCCCUUUCUCUCUCUUUCUCAGAGCUCUUUCGCUGAUCUCUUUCCCCCCCCCUCUAAUGGCUCCUGCGUCGGCCCUCUACCCCGACUCUAAGACCGUUUGCGUGAUGGACGCCUCGUGUAGCCUCGGCGUGCCUCUCGUGGAGAGGCUCCUUCAAAGAGGAUACACCGUCCACGCCGCCGCCUAUGCCCAUGGCGGCGAUGAUCAUGAGUUGAACGGAUUGAAGAAGCUGGCGAGCGAGAACGCGAAGCGUCUGAAGCUCUUCCGAUCGGACCCCUUCGACUACCAGAGCAUCGUCGACGCCGCGAGGGGAUGCUCGGGGCUCUUCUACAUGUUCGACGCCGCAAACCAAGAUCACCAUCAUCAAGCAACCUACGAUGAAUUCAUGGUUGAAGUGGAAGUGAGAGCUGCGCACAACGUACUCGAAGCUUGCGCGCAGAGUGAGACCAUGAAGAAGGUGGUGUUCACCUCAUCGGUGACGGCGAUUGUGUGGAAGGAGGACCGUAAACUCGCGGCGGACUUCGACGAGAGAGAUUGGAGUGAGCCCAAUUUCUGCAGGAAAUUCAAGCUGUGGCAUGCCCUGACGAAGACGUUGUCGGAGAAGACGGCGUGGGCCCUAGCGAUGGACCGCGGCGUCGCAAUGGUGUCGGUAAACGCGGGGCUCGUGAUCGGCCCUGGCCUCUCUGCCGCCGAUCCCUACCUCCGCGGCACCCCGGAGAUGUACGAAGAUGGUGUCCUCGUGACGGUCGACACCGACUUCCUUGCUGAUGCUCACGUGGCCGUCUACGAGACCCCCUCCGCCUACGGCCGCUACAUCUGCUUCAACCGCGCCGUUUGCAACCCCGAAGAUGCGGUUAAGCUCGCCGUCAUGCUCUCCCCCUCUGCACCUCACCCUCCGCCGAGUGAUGAGUUGAGGGUGAUCGAGCAACGUAUAGAGAACAAGAAGCUGAACAAGAUCAUGGUGGAAUUUGCCAGAGGGAGACACGUGGACUUGGAUUAGUGGCCAUAUUACUUCUUUCCCAUGCUACGUACAUAGUAGCUAGGAAGUAGAUACGCUGUACAUGGCCAACCUGCCUCCUUUUUUAUUUCACUUUGCUUUGCUUGUCAUGAUCAAUGUUAUGAUCUCCUCAAAAAGUCGAUUUCGAAAUUAGGAGAAAAUGAUUUUCAUUAUCUUGAUUUGGGAUGCUAUAUAUAUUAUGUAUUUGUUGAUUGGGGCCUUUGAUAUUUAUGCAAAAUAGAAUUGAAACCAAUUCAAGCAAAAUUUCAAUUGAUCGA
This is a messenger RNA of Ananas comosus (pineapple), 1387 nucleotides long. RefSeq names its product cinnamoyl-CoA reductase-like SNL6. The coding region runs from base 171 to 1112 and encodes 313 amino acids. Lineage: Eukaryota; Viridiplantae; Streptophyta; Magnoliopsida; Poales; Bromeliaceae. Gene Ontology annotation, molecular function: oxidoreductase activity, acting on the CH-OH group of donors, NAD or NADP as acceptor. The transcript has 5 exons. The record is from RefSeq and is a predicted model, not a curated record.